AUGGAGCGCGUCCAGUAUCACCUGGAGCGCUCGCUCCCGCAGCUGCAGCUGCUCGACGAGGCCGGCGUCUUUACCAAGGAGCAGCUGCACUCCAUCACCACGCAGCGGCAGUCGCACGAGGCGCGGCUGAUCCGAAGGGCGCCCCAAAAGGUCGACUUUCUCCGCUAUGCCGACUUUGAGCAGAACCUCUCCGACCUCAUCGUCGCCAAGGCGGUGCGUAUGGAGCUCGGCAGGCACUUUACGCAGCAGAACUACGCCCUGCACACCGGCCACAUUGUGUCGGUCUGGGAGAGGCUCGUCCGCCGAUUCAAGUGGGACGUCGACAGCUGGCAGCGCUACAUUGAGUGGGCCAACAAGCGCAAGAUGCGGGUCGUCGUCGGUCGCCUGUACGCCCGCGCCCUCUCGCUCCACCCCAACAAGAUUCCGCUCUGGCUUUCGGCAGCCUCUCACGAGCUCAACAACAACUCGAGCACCACAGCCGCGCGCUCUCUUCUUCAGCGGGCGCUCCGACAGAAUGCGCUUCCCUGGAAGCCUCGCGAUGCAGCGGCCAGUGCGGCCGACGGGCUGAAGCGGAAGAGUGCCGAUGGGGCGGAUGAGACCGGCAAGAAGCUCAGGACCGGCGAUGCUUCGACUUCUGCGCCCCCUUCGACGGCUGUAUCUGGGCCCCUGAAGCUCAAACUCUCAGCACGGGAGACGGACCUGCUCCGCCUCUGGGUCGAAUACUUCCGCAUGGAGCUCGUCUUCAUCGAGCGGCUGCGGAGGAGGUGGAUCGUGCUCGGGAUCCAGUGGGAGGGCGACGAUGCGCAGUCGUCAGAGGUACGGAGCGACGAUCCCGAGGUGUCUGCUGCCGCACAGACGCUCCAGGACGAGGCGGACCUGGACGAAGGUGCCGCAGAGGAGAACGAAAAGGUGCUUCUCUCGCAGGUGCCCGAGAGGGAGGAGGGCGUCGAGGUCGACACCGACGCCAACGGCCGCUCCGCGCGACCAUCGGAGCCCGCUGCCGCCUCGUCCUGCAAGCCCAACACCUUCACUCAGCGAGCCGCUGCCGACAUCCCCGAAGCCCAACUCUCGAUCCUGCGCGGAUCGAUCCCCGUAUUCUUGGUGUCCAACGCCCUGUCGACGCUGCCCCCAUCGCUGCACUUUGUCUUCCUGCUGGCCCUGCUCGAGCUCUUCCGCAACUUUCCCUUUGCCGACUCGGCAGGUGGGACGAUCUCGGGCCAGCAGUCUUCCAAAGCUAAGGCGACCGUCCAGACCCACGCCACCCGGAGUGGAGAAAAGCUGCGAAGGAGGCUGAUUGAUACCGUCUACGGCUUCCUCUCGGACCGCGAGCGCUGGGGAUGGAGGUACUAUGCGCCCGUCGCCACGUUGGUCGCCACCCGUACGUUCCGCGACCCCGUCGAGAAGCUCCUGUCGGUCGAGGAGGAGAUGGAGGUCGAGGCCGAGGCCCAAGACGAGCUUCGCGAUGGCCAGCGGCUCACGAAGGCCAGCACGCUGCGCACCACGUUCUCCGAAGAUUCGGAUGCGCUGCUGGACCUGGCGGAAUGGAUCCGCAUGGGCGGAGGUCACCGCUCGGCUUCGUCGAGCAGCUCCACCGCUCUCCGCCUCACGCUGCACUUGCUCGAGGCCGCUUUGGUCGAUCCAGUCGAGGGCGAGAGCGGUAAGACGGAACCAUCGCUCCUCUCGCUGAGGUUGGCGAGGAAUGGUUUGGUUCCGCAGGCGGUCCAGCAGGUGGUCGAGACGAUGCGGCCGCUUUGCGCCGCAGCGCCUCUCCCGACGUCCGCCGCCUCGCUGCUCAGCUCUUUCAAUGCCAAGUCGGACUUCUACACUGCCGCCACGCUGCUGCUCAACCUGCUGAGCGAUCCGACGCGGUCGUCGAUCGACGAGCCUAACCUGCUCAAAUACAUCGACGCGGUACGGACGGAGCUGAUUGCCGAAGCUCGCAAGGUCGGCCACGGCGUCGAGAGCGGACAGAUGCGCGCAUCGAUGCUGAGGCGCAAGUUCGGCGCUCUUGUCGGCUCCGACGACGUCGAGGCGGCUGAGACCGGCGACAAGCGACGCAAGAAACUCCUCAAGGCGAUCAAAGAGGCCGAGGAAGCUACGGCGCCAGCAUCCAAGGGCGGCUUCCCGGGCAACGAGGAUCUCUGGCGCCUGCGCAUUGAGCUCAAGCUGGCUCUGACGUCGCUCGAAGACGACGACGCCGAGGCGAGGCGGCAGAAGCUGUCGGCGGAGUGGAAUCGCGGCCUUCUGGCUUGCUCGAAUUCCGAGCUCGACUCGGAGCUGGUCGAUGGCGAAGAGGUUGGCGACGAUGUUUCCGCCCUGCAAGGCGGGCUCUGGAACGCCUACCUCGAGUGGGUCCAAGGCGAGGUUGAGCAGAUGAUCGUCGAGGGCGGUGCCAAGGAAGCCAAGGCGGUCAAGAAGGCCACCAAGUGGAUGCAUGCCGAGUACGAGACGGCGAUCCGCACCACCUCUUCGCUCCUCUCCCGUUCCACGGUAUCGUCGGUGCGCGCCACAUCCAACCUGGCGACCCUGCAAGCGAAGAAGCAGUCGACGCACGACCUUGUCCUCAAGCGCUACGUCGCACUCUGCGCCGAGCUGGAUGCCCGUCGCUCGCCGUCGUCCGGCACGAAGGCGUCCAGCCUGGACCGAGCAAUCGACCACUGCCUCUCGUCGUCGUUCGGAAGUCAGGGCUUUUACAAGUUUGUCAUCGAUCUCCUCACCGAGCUCCGAUCCACCCUCGCCGCCUCCACGGACGGCGCUGAAACCGAAGAAGAGACCGCGUCAGAGACCACGAGGGCAACCGUGGCCAAGCUGGACAACCGCAUCUCGCACCUCUACCAACGCAGCAUCGACCUGCACUCGUCCCGCCUCUCGACAUCCUCCACGCGUCGAUCCUCGUCAUCGAGCGACGAGGCAGCCACGACAGGCGGGGACCUGGUGGGGAUGUGGACCGAGUACCUGUCCUACCUCGUCAAGGUCAAGGGCCAAGAGAUGGGCGCGGUGCUUGAGGUGCUCGAGAACGCCAAGCGCAACCUCAAGGGCGCUUUCGCAAGGCGUGGUGCUGCUCGUACGGACGAGGACCGAGCCGCCCAGGAAAUUCGAGCGCUGGAGAGGGGCUGGGAGGCCAUCUGCCAGGACCUGGCGCAGAACGGCGAGGGCGGGGAGGAGGAGGAGGAGGAGCAGACGGAUCAGGACGAGACGAGCGACGACAGAGAGGAUGCGUAG
Molecule: messenger RNA, 3222 nt
Organism: Pseudozyma flocculosa PF-1
Lineage: Eukaryota; Fungi; Basidiomycota; Ustilaginomycetes; Ustilaginales; Ustilaginaceae
Exons: 2
Coding region: 1-3222 (1073 amino acids)
Biological process (GO): maturation of SSU-rRNA from tricistronic rRNA transcript (SSU-rRNA, 5.8S rRNA, LSU-rRNA)
Cellular component (GO): Pwp2p-containing subcomplex of 90S preribosome; small-subunit processome
Molecular function (GO): snoRNA binding; protein binding
Source: RefSeq, a predicted model, not a curated record